AUGCCUUCUUACUGUGGUUUCGAUCCUGACAAGGACGUGAGUGAUCUUUCUGGAAAGGUCAUUCUUGUCACUGGUGGAACUGCUGGCCUUGGAAAAUCUGCCAUCCUCACACUCGCGGCACACAACCCCUCGCACAUUUACUUCACUGGCCGCUCUGCCUCUUCAGCAGCAUCCCUUCUAGAGGCCCUCAAAUCUCUUUCACCACCUGUCGAGGCGACAUUUCUCGAAUGUGACCUCACAUCGCUGUCUAGCAUCCGUGCUGCAGCGAGCAAGUUUCGACAUGAUAGACUUGAUGUCUUUAUUGCCAACGCUGGUAUCAUGGCUGUUGACGCUGGUCUUACUAAGGAUGGUGUAGAGAUGCAGUUUGGCGUCAAUCACCUUGGAAACGCGGCUCUCCUCAUGCACCUCUUGCCCGUGAUGCUCAAAACUGCAGAACUCCCCAACGCAGAUGUGCGUUUCGUAUCCGUCACAUCGUUGGGAUAUAGGGGCCAUCCCAAGGGCGGCAUCGACUUUGCCACGCUGCACACCACACAGGAAGACAUAGGUUGGGGAACAUGGGGUCGCUACGGACAAAGCAAAUUCGCCAACAUUGUCUUCGCCCGUGAACUCCACCGUCGACAUCCCAAAAUCACAAGCGUGGUAGUUCAUCCGGGUGUCAUAGCCACGGGGCUCGUCACGGAGCUGGGGUUCUGGAAGAGGAUGUUUGUGUACGUCACAAAUCCUACCAUGAUGACUGUUGAGCAGGGGGGGUAUAAUACUGCUUGGGCGGCGGCGGGGGUUGGGAGUAGGGAGAAGAUUGAAGGUGAGAAGGGGAGGGUUGCGUUGUAUUUGCCGGUUGGGAAGGGGAAUGGCGGGGAUGGGAUGUGCUUUGAUGAGGGGGUUGGGAGGGAGUUGUGGGAGUGGACUGAGAAGCAGAUGAGCAAGGUCAAGUAG
Messenger RNA from Fusarium falciforme, 933 nucleotides. RefSeq lists its product as hypothetical. The transcript is spliced from 2 exons. The record is from RefSeq and is a predicted model, not a curated record. Bases 1 to 933 code for a protein of 310 amino acids. Lineage: Eukaryota; Fungi; Ascomycota; Sordariomycetes; Hypocreales; Nectriaceae.